AUUAAAUAUGCAGAAAACUUCUAAAGAAAAGAAAUUGGUUAUCAAAAAGGCCCACAAAAUCAUCCUGAAAAGCAAGAAGAGGAAGAACUACCAGCUUGGGAAAUUCGGCCCGUUCAAAACUAGUAGUAAGAGAUCCAGAAGUAUUUCGAAAAGGAUCCACAAGAUUAAAGUAAUGAAAUAAGAUACCUAUUACGAUUAUUCCGUCUGGGGAUGGAGCCCAGUUAUUAGACAAGCUCAGCAUCAUUGAAUCUAUCUACUGCGAUGUACAAGAAUGUGUGAAAAGAGAAGGAAAUGAUUCAGAAUCAGCUAUGAAUAUAUUUGAUUAUUAUGUGGCCAAGCUUAAUGAGCUCAUGAAGCAAAUGAAUUCUCUCACUGAUCAACAGAGAGUAUCUCAGCUGAAAGACCAAUUAGGAAACGACUCAUGUAAAGAAUUUGUUGGGAGACUAGAGAGCUGACUUAGUAAGAUCAUUGCAAGGAUCGCAGCCAAAGGAUAUAAAGAGCAGUCCAAGGUCAACUUUGCUCUACUUUAUUCCAAUAUUGCUCAAUGAUACCUCCUGAUGGGAAAGUACGAGAUCUGCAUGGAGAAUCUGAACCUGGCUCUUCAGCACCAAAGAGAUAUCUUGAAUGAUCUUGAGAGACUCCUUACCAUUAAAAGUUCUAAAAUUUCCCAAGACACUGGACAAAAAAACUCUAUCCUACCGAAUCACAGCUUCAUGAAAAAUGACAACUUGGAUCAAUAUUUAGGAGGCACAGCUAAUCAGAGCACUAAUGAACUUCUUACUGCUGCUCACUACGACGAUGAGUAUUACACACUUGUGAAAAUACACUGGAUGCAGGCACAUUUAUUUGAAAUAAAAAGGGACUAUCUAGGGUCCAUAAAUAUCAUCAACAUAAUAAUGAAAGAAAUCGAUGUGAAAUAUGGAAAGAACAAUCCUAUUUAUGAUGAAUGUAGCAAGAAGAAGGGAGCAGCUAUUCUUAAGCUUAGCCAUAGUACAAAUAAACAGUCUGGAUACAGUGACCUUUCUACAAAUUCCCGAUCAAGUAUGAACAACACUUCUAUUAAGAAAAGAUUGGUGUCUCCAUCUGGGUCUUCAUCUCGGAAGAAGUUAAGAAGAUAUCCAACUGAUACGACUUAUAACAGCUCAAGAAGGAAGACCAAGAAGAUGGAAGAUUUUGAUAAGCUUAAUAAGGAAGCUACUAGGCUGAUUGAGAGAUCUAUCUGAAAAUAAUCUGAAUAAACACAGAACUGAGAUUACUCCUCAAAGAGAGAUUCCAGUGAGUAAGAGACUAGAUCUUUCAAAUUCAAAAGUGAGAAAGCUCAAGCUUAAGAAAAGUGUAUGGGCGUCAAAGCUCAGCAACAGUAAUGUCCAGUAUAGUCUCCAGCCUCAAAGGGGCAAAAAUAGGACUAGAUCAAACAAAAGAUCUGCGAAGUUAACUCGAGGACCUUCUCUAAGAAUGAGUGGAACUGAUAAAACUAGUUGGAUACCAAACUGCUACAAUAGCCUAAGUUUACAAAUUCCAUUAGACAAUAACAAGAAUCCCAAGACAGAUUCUGUAGGAGGGACUGAUAAGUCAGUAGUUUCCUUCAACGACAAGGCUAUCACACUAGGUCAUACUCCUCAAGUUCCUUCAUUUCACAAGUACUCUAACGACUCAGUUGGACUCUUAUUCAGUAAAUCCAAAAAGACAUAACUAAUUUUCAAUCAGGAGUUGCC
This is a messenger RNA of Moneuplotes crassus, 1715 nucleotides long. The record is from the annotation of a GenBank genome assembly. NCBI's taxonomy places the organism in Eukaryota, Ciliophora, Spirotrichea, Euplotida, Euplotidae.